AUGGACUCUGUUCGAAGCCUCGCGCGUCUGCCGACUCUCCGCCUCUCCGCAGGGUCUCUCAGCUUCAGCUUCCUCAAAUAUAUUGUAGUCUUCCUGUUCUUAGCCAAUGCUCGUUCAUGGCCGCUGUCAUGGCACUUCAGGGUGUUUAAGCCCGCCCUGGCUAUGCGUCUGCGAUGGUACAUGCUGCAGUUUCGUCUCUUGCUCAAGCCGACGCACGCCAAGCGAGGGCGAAGGCGAAGUGGUUGGAGGAGCUAUGUCCGGUCGCUUGUUCAAUCCGUGGCCUGUGCUCCAGCACCGGACGACUCCGACUUCAACCUCCAUCUCAGUAACUCAUGUUAUGCCAAGGUGCGCUCUCCCGAACGCAGUGCCGUCUACUGUAACCCACACAUCCAACAGAGUCUGGAUUGCGUCCGGCUGGGAGCCGCGCUGAAGUGCUUUCCGACGCUCUUUCGAGCAGACGGCUGGAUGGCGCUGGGUGCGACGCACUACAAUUUCCUGCGCGAGAUCCCUAUCUUCUCUCCCUACGAAGUGCGCGCGCGGAUCGCAGGCUGGGAUAACAAGUGGGUGUACAUCGUCGCGCGGUACGUCACGCACCCGCGCAAGAAGUCGAAGAAGGCGCAGAAGGUGCUCCCCGCAAACGGCACCCCGACGGGCGAGAUCACGCCGUCCGCGACGCCUCCAACAGACAGCAACGGCAAUGCGCACACAGGCGGCGCGCCCUACCCCGUCCUGCACACGCCCGCGGACCCCAUCGACUCCGAGACCAACGCGAAUGACUCCGGCUCCGGCUCCGGCUCCCCCGACGGGGACGCGCACGUGGUCGCAGAGGCGCUCACACGCGCGAGCACGGUGCACGUCGAGCCCGACGGGGCGACGCUCAACUGCGUGAUCGUGAACGCGCUCUGCUUCAAGAUCGGCCGCAUCACAAUCCCGCCCGCGCUCGCGCUCGCGGUCGAGGGCUUCUGCACCCCCGGGGAGGUGCAGUACUCCCCGAGCAGCCCGCCCCCGUUCUGGGCCGAGGUGCAGAAGCUGAGGGGCGAGGACCCGACGGACUUGCGCAAGCUGCAGAAGUUGUAUGCGGGCGGGUGGCGCGACGUGCCGGAGGAUCAGCGGUGGUGGGAGAAGGCGCUGGAGGGGCUUGAGGAGCGGAGGAAGGUAGGAAUGGAGGUUGUGGGUGCACUGAGAAGGGGGAUGGAGGGCGUGAGGAGCUUGUGA
Fomitopsis serialis is the source of this 1215-nucleotide messenger RNA. RefSeq lists its product as uncharacterized. Lineage: Eukaryota; Fungi; Basidiomycota; Agaricomycetes; Polyporales; Fomitopsidaceae. The transcript is spliced from 5 exons. The record is from RefSeq and is a predicted model, not a curated record. The coding region runs from base 1 to 1215 and encodes 404 amino acids.